GAUUCUAUGGGCUCUAAUGGUCCAGGGGCUCUAUAUUUCAACUAGAGGAAAAGAGGUAGUCCUCCGCAUAAUAAAACCAAUGCCAUGAAAACCUUAAGUCGUCACUGUUUACGCAGCAAAUCAAGCCGAUCUCCCGUUUUUAAACCUCGAGGUGGCCACAAUCCCGCCCUCCACCCACUCUCCACUCUCCGCGAACAAUCCCUCCUUGUUAUUUGCCCCCUCCUCCUUUUUCCUAACUCCCUCCCUCUUUCCUCCCUCUCCCUCCACGUCCUUCCUAUUUCAUCCUCCCCUACAUUCAUUCACAAUGGCGGCCGCUACCGAUAAGACGCUCCCCAUCGACCCCAAGUACGACAACUACGACUUCCCAACCACCGCGCCGGAGAAGCAAGAUGGCCACCCCGGCCACACCACCCCGGAACAGGAUGCGAAGGUUUACCAGCUGCGGACAAUGCUCGAGCAGCUCGGCUACACGGAGCGAUUGGAUACUUUGACUCUGCUGCGAUUCCUGCGCGCCCGCAAGUUCGAUGUUGAGGCGGCCAAGGCUAUGUUUGUGAACUGUGAGGAGUGGCGCAAGAAGUUUGGCACGGAUGACCUGCCCAAGACUUUCGAGUACCCCGAGAAGGCCGAAGUGUUUAAGUUCUACCCUCAAUACUAUCACAAGACCGACAAGGAUGGCCGCCCCGUCUACAUCGAGAAGCUAGGCAAGAUCAACCUUGACGAAAUGUACAAAAUCACCACCGGCGAGCGCAUGCUGCAGAACCUGGUCACCGAGUACGAGAAGCUGGCCGACCCCCGUCUGCCCGCCUGCUCCCGCAAGGCCGGCAAGCUCCUCGAGACUUGCUGCACCAUCAUGGACCUGAAGGGCGUUGGUAUCACCAGCAUCCCCUCCGUCUACGGCUACGUCCGCCAGGCCUCCGAGAUCUCCCAGAACUACUACCCCGAGCGCCUGGGCAAGCUGUACCUGAUCAACGCGCCUUGGGGCUUCAGCAGCGUCUUCUCCGUCGUCAAGGGCUUCCUCGACCCCGUCACCGUGAACAAGAUCCACGUCCUCGGCUCCGGUUACCAGAAGGAGCUCCUCGCCCAGGUCCCUGCCGAGAACCUCCCCGCCGAGUUUGGCGGUUCCUGCAAGUGCGAGGGCGGCUGCGAGUUGUCCGAUAUGGGCCCCUGGCAGGAGUCCGAGUGGGCUCGCCCUCCCGCGUGGGCCACCACUGCUCCUAAGAAGGAGGGUGAGGAGGCUGUCAUUCAGAACGAGGAUCCCGGUUACGAGAAGAAGGAUACUGAGGGUCAGGAAGGUGCCCAGGCUAGCGCGUAAGCGUGAGUGGGGGGCUGGGAAAGCAAAUUCAAAGCAAUUUAUAGAGAACGUUUUUAUUCCAUUCUUUCGCUUCGCCUCCUCGCAUUCGUCCGGAGCAUAUCCAGUCUUGCUCUGUUUCUGAGCCCACCCCAUCCUUCAAAUUUUUUACCCCAUUUCGUUCGUACCGAAACAUUCGAAUCCGCCCUUUUGGAAAUGAAAUAGGAAAGAGAGAAAAGAGAGAGAGACGCAAUCACCCAGACUAGCGAGAGUUUGGAUGGAAACAUCUUGUCCAUGAGCGAUCUUCCGUCUCAUCUGUCUUUUUUAAGAUCAACUGGAA
Molecule: messenger RNA, 1628 nt
Organism: Penicillium brasilianum
Lineage: Eukaryota; Fungi; Ascomycota; Eurotiomycetes; Eurotiales; Aspergillaceae
Source: the annotation of a GenBank genome assembly